Molecule: messenger RNA, 806 nt
Organism: Terrapene triunguis (Three-toed box turtle)
Lineage: Eukaryota; Metazoa; Chordata; Testudines; Emydidae
Product: DELTA-actitoxin-Aeq1c-like
Exons: 2
Coding region: 99-677 (192 amino acids)
Biological process (GO): cytolysis in another organism; monoatomic cation transport; pore complex assembly
Cellular component (GO): pore complex
Molecular function (GO): channel activity
Source: RefSeq, a predicted model, not a curated record
UAGGCAGGGGCUGGGAGGGCAGUGAGUCGGCUCUGCCCAGAGAGGGGCUGGUGGUGCUCUGUGGGAGCUGCUGCUGAACAAUCCCUCAUUGCUGCGAGAUGACUAACGUUGAAAGGCUGGUUCAGGAGGUGGAUGCAGGCCGGUGUGUGGGUAUCCAGAUAACCAACAACACCAGAGACGUGACCCUUGAGUACCCCAGGAAUUACUGUUUCAGCGGCUGGGCCAUGAUAGACCUUGUGCCCCAGAUCCCCCCCGGCUCCUCGGGGAGCUUCCUGUUUGUGAAAACAAGAUCAACGGCCCGCGGGAGCGUCGGGGUGCUGAGCUACGAGUCCAACGCCUUCACCCUGGCCAUCAUGUUCUCCAACCCCUUCAACCACAUGCUCUAUGACAUCGAGUUUGCCCUCGAGCUCUUCACUGGCAGGAAGCACUUCCACAGCAUGGAUCGCCUCUACCACUACAUGUACAGCCACGACCCUCCCUAUAUGUGCGAGUCCUUCCAGAAAACGAGGCUCACUGAUGCCAAGGAUGGCCAGCUGGAGGUGACCAACCAGGAGAUCCAGGUGACGGCCACCAUGUCCAAGCAGAAGAAGUCCAUCAUUAAAGUGCAGAUUGAACAGAGAGACCACUCCCCGUCCUACGCUGCCCACGCAGCCAACCUGGAGGGCACAGAGGAAUGACCUAGUGCGACAGACGAGGGGGCCGUGGGUGGGAACACCAGUAAAUAGUGACUCUUUCCCAGCCCAAGUGCACAGACACGUGCUAGCUCUGCUUGAGUUACCCACAGUGUGGCCACAGUGGCCUGUGCU